UGUUUUGUAAACAGAGAGAGAGAGAAAAAAAAGAAAUAAAUAAAUUGGGAGUAAAAAAUGGAAAGUCACUGUUUGAUGAAGGGGUUAAACUCCAUUUAAUCUGGUGUAGGCGACGGAUUAUCGGACAUGCAACCGGAAUAUGAUAUCAUCUGGACUCUUUCAGCCGGAUUUCAGAUGCCGGAUUAUCGUACAUUCUGGAUUACUGGACAUGAAACAGGAAUAUGAUAUCAUCUGCUUCUUCCAGCCGGAUUAUCAGAUGCCGGAUUAUCAAACAUGAAUAUGAUAUCCUGUGCUUCUUCCAGCCGGAUUAUCAAACAUUCUGGAUUACUGGACAUGAAACAGGGAUAUGAUAUCAUCUGCUUCUUCCAGACGGAUUAUCAAAUGCAAGAUUAUCGGACACAAAACAGGAAUAUGAUAUCCUCUGCUUCUUCCAGCUGGAUUAUCGAACAUUCUGGAUUACUGGACAUGAAACAAGAAUAUGAUAUCAUCUGCUUCUUCUAGCCGGAUUAUCAGAUGCCGGUUUAUCAAACAUGAAUAUGAUCUCCUGUGCUUCUUCCAGCCGGAUUAUCAAACAUUCUGGAUUAUUGGAUUUGAAACGGAAUAUGAUAUCUGCUUCUUCCAGCCGGAUUAUCAGAUGCCGGAUUAUCAAACAUGAAGAUGAUAUCUGCUUCUUCCAGCCAGAUUCUCAAACAUUCUGGAUUAUUGGACUAUAUCUGCUUCUUCCAGCCGGAAUAUCAGAUGCCGGACUACAGGGCCCCUUGUGGACAGACAUGGCAGCGGCUGGGUCCUACAUUCCCGGGGGGCUGGGCUCUCACCCGGGCAGGGUAAACUUUAGGGCAGCCCGUCUCCCGGGCGGCAUGGGUGUGUGAGUGUGUGCAGGAAGAGGAGGGCCUGUGCUCGGGGAGGAGGCCGGCUCUGUCACCGAGCACCGCACGUAUGGACGCCCGGGAGGCAGCGACUACCCCGGCAGAGGGCAACUAGCGGCCGGCCGCGGGAGCCGUGUGCACACGGAGCGACAGCCGCAAAGCGCAGCGCAAAGAACAGGGAGAGGAAAAGAAAAAAAAAAAAGGCGGCCGGGCGGGGGAGAUCCAGCCCCUGGAGGAAGAGGAGGGGGCAGAAGAGGCGCCUCUAUCUCAGGGAGAGGACACGGCAGAAGAAGCUGCAAGGAGUUUGCGAUUCUUUUUUCGCGCAAUAUCUGAACACAUUCCCAGCUUGCAGGGAUCCGCCGCCGGGGGAGCCGGAGCCCGGGAGAGGGGGCAAAGUUUCCUGGAGCAAGGAGCCCACCUUCCCCCUGUGAUGAUGCACCCCUGACUGGGGGCAGUGCCCCAUGCCUGCACCUCUAGAGGGUGGAGGGCCUUAGCUAAAGGGAGGCCACUGUAUAAAGGAGCACUCUGCCCCCCUCCAUGUAGUGUGCCCCUGUGGUCGGAUACCAGUUCUCCAAGAAGAGAGCAAAGUAUCAGAGUGCAGAUCUUCUGUUCAGCCUCUAGGGGGCAGCCCCCAUGUUGCCUUCUCCUACUGGAGGGUGAAGGGGGCUUCUGAUAAACCGGGUGGCACCCUCCUUAUUACGGAUAAAAACCUAUAGGAUUCAGCCGACCCUCAGGCGAAGAUGUCGUCUCCCCCGGAGAAGGGGAUGGCCGUCCGGCAGGAGAAGCUGGACACCGUGCUGAGGAAUCCGCGCUCGCCCAUCAAUAUAGAAAGUCUGCUGGAUGGACUCAACUCACUGGUUCUUGACCUCGACUUCCCUGCACUACGAAAGAACAAGAACAUUGACAACUUCCUAAAUAGAUAUGAAAAAGUUGUCAGCGAUGUGCGACAACUACAGAUGAAAGCAGAAGAUUAUGACAUAGUAAAAGUCAUUGGACGAGGGGCCUUUGGUGAAGUCCAACUGGUUCGCCACAAAAGUACGCAAAAGGUUUAUGCAAUGAAACUGUUAAGUAAAUUUGAAAUGAUAAAAAGAUCAGACUCUGCCUUUUUUUGGGAAGAAAGGGAUAUCAUGGCCUUUGCAAACAGCCCGUGGGUAGUUCAGCUGUCUUGUGCCUUCCAAGAUGAGAAGUUCCUCUACAUGGUGAUGGAGUACAUGCCUGGCGGAGACCUUGUAAACCUUAUGAGCAACUACGAUAUGCCUGAGAAGUGGGCAAAAUUCUACACUGCCGAAGUGGUCCUGGCCCUCGACGCCAUUCACUCCAUGGGCUUGAUCCAUCGAGACGUCAAACCAGACAAUAUGCUGCUGGACAAGAAUGGCCACCUGAAGCUGGCGGACUUUGGCACAUGCAUGAAGAUGGAUGAAGUUUUAGGUUUUGGGGGCCCCGCCCUCCGCCAGUCUGGGGGAGCCGCCCUCCGCCAGUCUGGGGGAGCCGCCCUCCGCCAGUCUGGGGGAGCCGCCCUCCGCCAGUCUGGGGGAGCCGCCCUCCGCCAGUCUGGGGGAGCCGCCCUCCGCCAGUCUGGGGGAGCCGCCCUCCGCCAGUCUGGGGGAGCCGCCCUCCGCCAGUCUGGGGGAGCCGCCCUCCGCCAGUCUGGGGGAGCCGCCCUCCGCCAGUCUGGGGGCGCCGCCAUAAUUGAUGGACUCAACUCACUGGUUCUUGACCUCGACUUCCCUGCACUACGAAAGAACAAGAACAUUGACAACUUCCUAAAUAGAUGUAGAAGUUCUGUUGUAGACCAUCUUGUUGUAUGA
Molecule: messenger RNA, 2674 nt
Organism: Bufo gargarizans (Asiatic toad)
Lineage: Eukaryota; Metazoa; Chordata; Amphibia; Anura; Bufonidae
Product: rho-associated protein kinase 2-like
Exons: 8
Coding region: 1607-2674 (355 amino acids)
Biological process (GO): regulation of cell junction assembly; embryonic morphogenesis; Rho protein signal transduction
Cellular component (GO): cytoplasm; cytoskeleton; centrosome
Molecular function (GO): Rho-dependent protein serine/threonine kinase activity; ATP binding
Source: RefSeq, a predicted model, not a curated record